AUGCCUGCUCUAAUAGCAUUUGGAAGAAGAUGGAAUAUUGCUUCGGAUGACUUUGUUUUUCCAGGUUUUCUGGAAAGCUUUAUUAGAUUUUUUUGGUUUCUAAUAAUGUUGAUAUUACAGAGUUUAUAUAAUUUUAAGUUAUGUGAAGGAGAACGUUAUUUUAAAGCAUUUGCAUUUCUUCUUAUUCUUAAUUUUUUUACCAUAUUAGUAUGUAUAUUAUUAGUAAUUGAAGCAGGAAAAGGAACUAUUUUAGAAGUUGAAAAAAGAAAAAAUGUUUCAAAAUUAUUAUAUAUAAAAAUGGUUCUUUUUAUUUCAGAGGGAAUUUGUACAGGUGUUGCAAGUGUAUUUCUUUUUAUAGAUAGAAGAAAUGGUUCCUGUAAUGCUAAAAUAAUAAUACUAGUUGCAUUAAUAUUAGAAGCAAUUCUAUUAUUUGUCUUUGCAGUUGGUGUAUUAUUAGUUUUUAGUAAACAUGGUAAUAAAAAUUUAGACUACUAUGCCACAGAAAAUAAAAAAACUUUAAGGCAAAUAUUAAAAUAUUUGCGAUUAGCUAGUGAUCAUGAAAUAAAUAAUGCAUUAGAUGAAGUUGCUGAUAUUUUAACAGCCUUCUUCUUAGAUAAUGAUUUUGUCAUUUCUGAUAUUCUUGCUGGUCUUGUUUUAUUUUUAAAUAAUUCUGAUACAAAAGAAUCAUCAUAUGAAAUUAUUGAAAAUAAUGAAGUUCCAGAAUGGAUGGAAAUAAUUCAUAUUAAUAGAACAAAUAGAUUUACUAAAUUUGCAUUAGCUGUAUAUGGAUGGACUACAUUUAUUGCUCUUAAUUCAAAUAAAAAAUUAAUUUGGCAAUUUAUUAAAAAAGUUAAUUGUUGCCCAAAAAAAGAAAAUGAUUUUGAAAAUGAAGAGGAGGAAGAAAAUAAAUCAUUAUUAAAUGUAAAAGCAUUUAUGACAUUAACUGGUAUUAGAAGAGAAGAUUUAUUAUUUGUUAGUUUUGAAAAUAUGGUAUUUCAAAUUCCUUUUAUUGUAUGCCUAGAUCAUCAAACAAAUUCUAUUGUAAUUGCUAUUCGUGGUUCAGCAUCAAUACAUGACUUUGUAACAGAUCUCUCUUUACAUGAAGAUGUCAUUAUGUUAGAUGUUGAUUCUGAUAAAACAAUUGAAGGUGAUGAAAUGAAAGUAAAAGCACAUAAAGGAAUGUUGUUAGUUGCAAAAAAUAUUUUAACAAAGUUAGAUAACUCUCAGAUUCUCGAUAAAACAUUUUUUGAUUAUCCAUCAUAUGAUCUUGUCAUUACGGGUCAUAGUUUAGGAGGAGGCGUUGGAGCAUUAUUAACAUUAUUAUUAAAACAAAAAUAUUCUAGAAAUAUUAAAUGUUAUUCUAUUUCACCACCAGGAUGUGUUUUAGAUAAUGAAGGAAGAAAAUAUUUAAAAGAUUCUGUUUUAUCAAUAAUUGUUGGUGAAGAUAUUGUUCCAAGAAUGUCUUAUCACAGUUUAUUUAAAUUAAAAUGUGCUAUUGAGGAGGAAUUAUAUAGAACAAGAAUGAAAAAAUAUGAAAUAUUAACUAAAGGAAUAUUUAAGUUAUUUGUUAAAAAAGAAAGAAUUGAUAUAAAUGGUCUUAAUUAUGAAAGAAGAAAUAAUAUUCCAUUUUAUAAUGAUAAUAUUGAAGAAGGUUCUAUACCAAGUGAUGAUUUUAUUGAAGAACCAAUAACAGAGACACGAAUAAAUAUGCGUCAUACGACAUAUCAGGCAGAUCGAACAAAAUUACUACCUCCUGGUCAAUUAUUUCAUAUUCAGUUUGAUAAAGAAACAGCUCAUUGGCGUUGGAUUACACCAGAAUGUUUGUCUGAAAUUCACUUAAAUGCUCGGGUCGCUUUGGAUCAUUUUCCAUAUGCAGUUGUCAAUGCUUUACAACAAAUAAUGGAACAAUCUCAAUCUUCUACUUUUCCCAGUGAAAGUUCAACUAGUCAAAAUUUAAUAUAA
Messenger RNA from Strongyloides ratti, 1962 nucleotides. Its product is annotated as Sn1-specific diacylglycerol lipase beta. Gene Ontology annotation, biological process: lipid metabolic process. The coding region runs from base 1 to 1962 and encodes 653 amino acids. NCBI's taxonomy places the organism in Eukaryota, Metazoa, Nematoda, Chromadorea, Rhabditida, Strongyloididae. The transcript is spliced from 2 exons. The record is from RefSeq and is a predicted model, not a curated record.